Molecule: messenger RNA, 3960 nt
Organism: Pezoporus flaviventris
Lineage: Eukaryota; Metazoa; Chordata; Aves; Psittaciformes; Psittacidae
Gene: ADGRD1
Product: adhesion G protein-coupled receptor D1
Exons: 26
Coding region: 743-3466 (907 amino acids)
Biological process (GO): cell surface receptor signaling pathway; adenylate cyclase-activating G protein-coupled receptor signaling pathway
Cellular component (GO): membrane
Molecular function (GO): G protein-coupled receptor activity
Source: RefSeq, a predicted model, not a curated record
GAUUCUUAAGUGUGCAGUGUGCAAAGAGUAGUAAUCUCUUUUAUGUGUUUGCUGAAGCACGCUGAUUUGUUUCCACUUGUUCCUAGCUGGCUGGUGUUAGGACCCAGAAAAGAGACAGCAGCAACGUGAUAUAAAUAGAGUACCAGAAUGGGACAAAGUUUGAGGAGAAAGUAUGACAUCACUCGGACUUUCUCUCCACCCAAAAAGAUCUGGGAUGGAGGUGCAAAUGUGAGCUGGACAAUUGAGGAGUUAGCAACUCUUUUCAGUUCAGUUUCAGAGGAAUAGUGAGAGUUACAUGCUCUAUGUGCUACAAGGAAGUACGUUUUCUUGCUUGCAAAACUAAAACUGGCUUCAGAUCUCUGACAAUAUGAAAGUAAUUUGAAAGGAAAACGCAACCAUAGGAAGAAAGUUGAAAACAAGAUCUUUUCUUUUUGGCACAGAUUGUAACAGAAAUAUUUGACUUCUUUCCAUGGAACAGUACAACUUUUGGAUCUGAUGCACAUUUCUUUUAAUUUUCCUCCAAUCACAGUAAUUUAUUUAGAGUUAAAUGAAGAGAUCAAAGUGUGAAGCAAAUGAACACUACUUAAAGGUUUGGAAGGAUAUUUUGCUGUCACUGAAGGAAUGGACUUUUUGAACCUUCAUGGAAAAUGCAUCUUUUAAUACAAGAAGUAGCAAAGGAAAACUUGUGAUUGAAAUCUUAUAGAAAUUAGAUUUCAGUUUUACCUUUAAACUGAAAUAGACCAUGGAGAACUUAUCAUCUCUGCUCUCUUGUCAUUAUUCUCUGCUGAUUUUAUUUCAGUACAAAUAUCAGGUGUACGGAAACUAUUCCCAGUUACCCAAACACCCAGGGUUCAAAGUUCUCGCAUCAGCUUCCCACUACUGGCCAUUGGAAGAUGUGGAUGGAAUUCAUGAAUUUCGGGAUACAAAUGGAGCUCUAAGAAUCCACAACUUCACUGUGCUUCCUUCCCAUAACUCUACCUUUGUAUAUACCAAUGACUCUGCCUACUCUAACUUCUCUGCAACUGUAGAUAUUGUAGAAGGAAUGGUGAACAAAGGAAUUUACGUCACUGAAAAGAAGGGAGUUACCUUUCUCUUCUUUGGAAGCUAUCAAAAUUCUUGCAUUAGUAAUCCAGAAGUUUGUGGACCUGAAGGAGUAACAUUUUCCUUCUUCUGGAAGACUCAAGACCAACAGGCUAAGUUUCUCCCUGCCUCUGGUGGACAAGUAAUUUCCAGUGGUUUCAAAAUCUGUUCAAAUGAAGCUGAAGGCUCAGUGGAAUUUUACACCCGUGGAAAUGCUAUGAUGAAGUGGAAAGCAAGCUUUAGUCCACCAGGUCCUUACUGGACUCACAUUCUUUUUACUUGGAAAUCAAGGGACGGACUGAAAGUCUAUGUCAAUGGAACUCUAAACACAACAGAUCCCGAUGGGAAAGUUUUCUAUGAUUAUGGAGACCCCACUGCAAAUCUACUGACUGGAACAGAGGGGGAUCAGACCAAGCGCUAUGUGAAUGGGGCAUUUGAUGAAUUCAUUAUAUGGGAGAGGGCACUCACCCCCAAUGAAAUUGAGCAGUACUUCACAGCUGCUGUUGGUGUGCAAGUUCUGCUUUCUUCAACACUUCCAUGGUCUGUGAUGACAACCACUACAAAGCCUGUGCUCUCUACUAAUGCCUAUCGUCCCAUCAUAACAAAUCUCACUGAGGAGAGAGGGAACUUCCGCUCCCCUGACACCAUGCUGGCCUACCUGGAGAACAUGUCCUUCAGCUUGCCCAACAAAUCCUUGUCAGAAAGUACUGCUCUGAGCCUAACAGAGGCAUUUUUAAAAGUCAUAGAAGACUUUAUGUUAUUGCCCAACUGGAGUGAUGUACAAGAGACCUUUUACAUAUUUGGAAGUCUAAUUCAAACUAUUGACAGUGUGAUGGCUCAUAUGACAUGCAAUCUGGAUGAAAACUCCUUACCUUCAACUCUUGAGGGCACAUCAUCUGUGGCAGAUUACACCUUGAUCAAGACUCAUCCUCAGAUGCUGAAUUUGUCCCACUAUCGAUUUCCAUCUCGAGGACAGAGUUAUAUUUCCAUUCCCAGUGAAGCUUUUCAUGAAAAAGCUUGGAUUACCAUUGUUGGCCUGCUUUACCACAAUAUGCAUUAUUUCUUUCAUAAUAUCAACCCUAUGGAUACCAAGAUUGCUGAAGCUACUGCCUAUAAAGGUUAUAUGAUCUCAGCAGCGAGUUACCUUAUCUCUGUCAAAGUGGAACCUCUACCCAAGCUGUCCCACAGUCUGUCAGGAUCUCCUCUUAUUACCAUCCAGCUCACCCACAAAUUGACUCCCCGACAAUACAGCCAAGCACUAAAUAAGAGUAACAGAGUUCAUCUUUACUGUGCAUUUCUGGACUAUAGCAAUGGAACUGGUGUUUGGUCAAAUGAAGGUUGUGUGCGUGAAAGUGGGGACCUCAACUACUCAGUGUGUCUUUGUAACCACCUCACUAACUUCGCCAUUCUGAUGCAAGUGGUGCCUCUGAAGCUAACGAGAGAACACCAGGUGGCCCUCUCCUCCAUCACUUACAUUGGGUGUGCUCUGUCCAUCUUCUGCUUGACGAUCACGCUGGUCACAUUUGCUAUAUUGUCGUCUGUCAGCACCAUCCGCAACCAGCGCUAUCAUAUCCAUGCUAACCUCUCCUUUGCUGUCUUGGUGGCUCAGAUCCUGCUUCUCACCAGCUUUCAGUUCAGCCCUGGAACAGUGCCUUGCAAGAUCUUGGCCAUUCUCCUUCAUUUUUUCUUCCUGAGUGCUUUUGCAUGGAUGCUGGUGGAAGGAUUUCAUCUUUACAGUAUGGUGAUCAAAGUAUUUGGGUCAGAAGAGAGCAAGCACUUAUAUUAUUAUGGAAUUGGAUGGGGCUGCCCACUGGUGAUUUGUGUAAUUUCUACAUCAGCAUCCCUAGACAGCUAUGGAGAAAGUGGCAACUGCUGGCUUUCACUAGAGAAUGGAGCAAUCUGGGCUUUUGUGGCACCAGCGUUGUUUGUAAUUCUGGUCAAUAUUGGUAUUCUCAUUGCUGUCACAAGAGUUAUCUCAAGAAUCAGUGCAGACAACUACAAGGUCCAUGGAGAUGCCAAUGCCUUCAAGCUAACAGCUAAAGCUGUCGCUGUUCUCUUACCGAUCUUGGGAAGCUCGUGGAUCUUUGGGGUUUUGGCCGUCAAUGCCCAUGCAUUAGUAUUUCAGUAUAUAUUUGCUGUUUUCAAUUCAUUACAAGGAUUUUUCAUGUUCCUGUUUCACUGUCUUCUGAAUUCAGAGGUUAGAGCUGCCUUUAAGCACAAAACCAAGGUCUGGUCCCUUACCAGUAGCUCAACGCGCAACGUCAAUGUGAAACCCUUCAACUCGGACAUUAUGACUGGGAACAGGCCAGGCACAACCCCCACAAAGCUGAACACCUGGGAUAAAAGCACCAAUUCAGGCAACCGCAUUGAUCUAUCAGCAGUCUGACAGUAAUACCAGCUUCUAAGUGAAAAAUCAAGCCAUACAUUCAGGACCUCUGACACGGAAUCCACCAGUUUUUCUUCACUGUUGAUACCAGUAGAAAACUGCUUUUUUGAUCACUGCCUAACAAAUUGGAAAUUGCCAUAUUGUUUUGUUGAGUAAAUAGCCCUCAUCUGCUUGCCUUCAAACUGUAACGCCUUCUACCACUUGGCUAUUAGCAACAGAUGUAAUAAUAGCUAGCACAGAAAUACACUGGAUGGUUUUGACAGCAACAAUGAAAACACUAGGUAUGCAAAAAGGGCUUACUGCUAUCUGCAUCAUUCCAGCUCCCAGAACAGAGGAAAGGCAACAUACCUCUGGAAAGGUGAAUUUUUAUGCUUUAAAAUGAAAUGCUUCUCAUUGUGAUGUUGUAAUGGGGCUAUUCUGGUCUUGCUGUGCACUCUGUUUACAUUUAUUGCCUUACAGAAUCCAAUUAUCAAAGUGGAAGCUUAUUCAAAAUA